UCAGAGAGUGGAUCAGCCAUCACUGCCUCCUGUAUUGGACUGGACUGCUCACUCUCGCCUCCUGCUGGUCAAGCUGGGAAGUCAGUGCCUGGAUACAAUGUCACUGUGAUUGAUGAUGACAUGGAGCCUGUGUCACCUAGAACCCUGGGAAAUAUCGUCGUCAAGCUUCCACUACCCCCAGGAGCAGCCUUGUCUCUGUGGCAGAAUGACGACUUGUUCAGGGAGCUCUACUUCACCAAGUUCCCAGGUUACUAUGACACCAUGGACGCAGGCUUUGUGGACGAGGAGGGCUUCCUGUACAUCAUGUCGCGGUCUGAUGAUGUCAUCAACGUUGCCGGGCACAGGCUGUCAUCUGGGGCACUGGAGGAGGCAGUGCUGUUGCAUGCUGGUGUAGCAGACUGUGCUGUGGUGGGAGUGGAGGACUCACUGAAAGGCCACGUGCCACUGGCUCUGUGUGUGCUGCGCAAUGACUGCCAGAAGAGCCAGGAGCUGAUGUCUAAGGAGAUCGUGGGCCUGGUGCGGGAGACCAUCGGGCCGGUGGCCGCCUUCCGGAAGAUUCUGUUUGUGAAAGGCCUGCCCAAGACGCGCUCGGGGAAGAUACCACGCUCCUCCCUUGCCAACCUCGUCAACGGGAAACCAUAUAAGAUCACACCUACCAUAGAGGACCCUGAUGUCUACAAGAGCCUUGAAAAGACAGUGCGAGAGGGAUUGGGGCAUUGAAAACACACACAC
Engraulis encrasicolus (European anchovy) is the source of this 732-nucleotide messenger RNA. Its product is annotated as acyl-CoA synthetase short-chain family member 3, mitochondrial-like. The annotation marks the transcript as partial. Gene Ontology annotation, molecular function: propionate-CoA ligase activity. The record is from RefSeq and is a predicted model, not a curated record. The transcript is spliced from 7 exons. Gene Ontology annotation, cellular component: mitochondrial matrix. NCBI's taxonomy places the organism in Eukaryota, Metazoa, Chordata, Actinopteri, Clupeiformes, Engraulidae.